AUGGGAGAACGCGAAGUGCUAAACAAGUAUUAUCCACUAAGUUUUGAUCCGAAGAAGACACCUCGCCUCCGAAGACCAAAGAACCAUCAGAAAAAAAUUAGGUUUAUGCUUCCGGUCAGUGUUCGGUGUAACACGUGUGGUAAUUACAUGUCAAAAGGCACCAAAUUCAAUAGCCGUGAAGAAGAAGUCAUUGGCGAGGCGUACCUAGGGAUUAAAAUCCAUAGGUUCUACUUAAAGUGCACCAACUGCUCAGCGGAGGUGACCAUUAAAACCGAUCCAAAGAACACGGGUUAUACUGUCGAAUCAGGUGCAACUUGCCCUCGUGGACACGAGGAAGAGGAAGAGGAGGAGGAGGAGAAGCAUAAGGGAACCUGA
Molecule: messenger RNA, 375 nt
Organism: Microthlaspi erraticum
Lineage: Eukaryota; Viridiplantae; Streptophyta; Magnoliopsida; Brassicales; Brassicaceae
Source: the annotation of a GenBank genome assembly